Molecule: messenger RNA, 716 nt
Organism: Sitodiplosis mosellana (orange wheat blossom midge)
Lineage: Eukaryota; Metazoa; Arthropoda; Insecta; Diptera; Cecidomyiidae
Product: general odorant-binding protein 99a-like
Exons: 2
Coding region: 119-544 (141 amino acids)
Biological process (GO): sensory perception of smell
Molecular function (GO): odorant binding
Source: RefSeq, a predicted model, not a curated record
AGCACUAUAUAAAUCGAGACGAUCGCCCCAUUCAGCACAUUCAGUCUCUUAUCGUAGCACGCUUAAGAUAUUCUUUUCGAGCUAGUUUAAAUCAGCACGCAUCAAACAAUUUAUCACCAUGAAAUACUUUGUAGCCGUUCUUUUAUUGGCCGCUGUCGUUUUUGCCGACGCUGAAUGGAAAAUUCAAACCGCAGAAAAUUUAAAUGCAUACCGCCCAGAGUGUGCCAACUCACUCAGCAUACCCGAAGACAAAGUGAAUGAAUACAAAAAAUGGAAUUUCCCCAACGACGAGAAGACACAGUGCUAUAUCAAGUGCAUCUUCGGUAAAAUGGGACUUUUCAACGAGAAAGAUGGCUUCAAUGUUGAACAUUUGGUGAAACAAUUGGGCCAAGGCAAAAACGAAACCAUCAUCCGACCAGAAGUCGUCAAGUGCGCUGACAAAAACCCACAAAAAACGAACGCCUGCCAAUGGGCAUACCGUGGUUUUGACUGCUUCAAGAAGGCACAUUUGGAUUUGGUUCAAACUAGCGUCAAGAAGAACUAAAUUCCGACACCAACACCAGACUACUGUGCUUAUGAUGAACGAAUGAACGGACUUGAUCACACAAUCAUCUACGAUAAAAUUAAAAGCAGAAAUCACAUUAUUGUGACUAUUGAAAAAUCAUUUUUGUUAUUUCUUAGAGAGAAUCAAUAAAAACGCAAUUGCAACUGAAUAA